AUGAAAGAAUUUCAAAAUGGAAAAAAAAAUGUUAAUAGCACAUCCAGCAAUUGUCUCCUUACAAAUGUUUUACAGGUGCACUGGGCAGUGGCCGGUCUCGGAAAAGCGGUCUAUGCGCGCAUGUUCAAGUGGCUCAUCGACCGCUGCAACAAAACCCUCGACCAAAAGAAGGAAGAUCGAAAAUACUUCAUUGGUGUGCUGGAUAUUGCUGGCUUCGAAAUUUUCGACUUCAAUUCGUUUGAACAAUUAUGGAUCAACUUUGUAAACGAGCGACUGCAGCAGUUUUUCAAUCACCACAUGUUUGUUUUGGAACAGGAGGAAUAUAAGCGUGAAGGAAUCGCGUGGACAUUCAUUGAUUUCGGCCUUGACUUACAAGCCUGCAUCGAGCUGAUUGAAAAGCCGCUCGGGAUCAUUUCCAUGCUGGAUGAAGAAUGUAUCGUACCAAAGGCAACCGAUAUGACAUAUGUACAGAAGCUAAAUGAUCAACACUUGGGCAAGCAUCCUAAUUACCAAAAACCGCGGCCACCAAAAGGCAAACAGUCUGAAGCUCAUUUCGCCAUUAUUCACUACGCCGGAACUGUACGAUUUAAAAACACCAUAUCAGAUUUUUUGCAAAAGUGCAGUUUUCUGUUUAACCACAGCACUAUCUAUUUUUUUAUUCAGACACUUACACUUACGUUCUGA
Molecule: messenger RNA, 684 nt
Organism: Gongylonema pulchrum
Lineage: Eukaryota; Metazoa; Nematoda; Chromadorea; Rhabditida; Gongylonematidae
Source: the annotation of a GenBank genome assembly